This is a messenger RNA of Malassezia sympodialis ATCC 42132, 411 nucleotides long. It is a transcript of the gene RPL23B, whose product is annotated as 60S ribosomal protein uL14. NCBI's taxonomy places the organism in Eukaryota, Fungi, Basidiomycota, Malasseziomycetes, Malasseziales, Malasseziaceae. Gene Ontology annotation, molecular function: structural constituent of ribosome; large ribosomal subunit rRNA binding. Gene Ontology annotation, biological process: translation. The record is from RefSeq and is a predicted model, not a curated record. Gene Ontology annotation, cellular component: cytosolic large ribosomal subunit; ribosome.
AUGAGCAAAAUCUCCGUGGGUAACAAGUACCGCAUGACGCUCGGUCUUCCCGUCGGCGCCGUCAUGAACUGUGCUGACAACUCGGGAGCCAAGAACCUGUACGUGAUUGCUGUCUUUGGUGCCGGUGCUUCGUUGAACCGCCUGCCGGCGGCCUCGGCAGGAGACAUGUUCGUCGCCUCCGUGAAGAAGGGCAAGCCUGAGCUCCGUAAGAAGGUCAUGCCCGCUGUGAUUGUCCGCCAGCGCAAGCCAUGGCGCCGUGGCGACGGUGUCUUCUUGUACUUUGAGGACAACGCCGGCGUGAUUGUCAACCCCAAGGGUGAGAUGAAGGGCAGUGCCAUCACUGGUCCCGUCGCGAAGGAGUGCGCGGACCUGUGGCCGCGUAUCGCGUCGAACGCGGGUACUGUGGUCUAA